This is a messenger RNA of Solea senegalensis (Senegalese sole), 1848 nucleotides long. RefSeq names its product CD276 antigen-like. The transcript has 7 exons. Bases 61 to 957 code for a protein of 298 amino acids. NCBI's taxonomy places the organism in Eukaryota, Metazoa, Chordata, Actinopteri, Pleuronectiformes, Soleidae. The record is from RefSeq and is a predicted model, not a curated record.
CCUUACAGCGCUGUGUCUGAAGAAGUUUCAACCCACGGUUUGAAUCCACCCUGGAAGACCAUGCUGUCCCUCCUGCUUCCUGUGAUGCUCGCCGUCCAAGCUAUGGCUGUGAUGGAAGUUGAAGUCCCAGAGCAGCCAGUGGUGGUGCUGCAUGGCAGGGAAGCCAUACUCAACUGCUCCUUCAGCCACGCUGGCCCCUUCAACCUCUCAGAUUUGAGCGUCUUCUGGCAGCUGACCGACACCAAACGCAACGUGCACGCAUACUGGGAAGGGCAUGACCAGCUGGCCGACCAGGCCGAGAGAUUCGCCAACCGUACCAGCCUGUUUCCUGGCCAGCUGGGCCUGGGCAAUGCUUCGCUCCUGCUGAAGAGGGUGGUGGUGGCAGAUGAAGCCAGCUACACCUGCUUCGUCAGGGUGCAAGACUAUGGCAGUGCUGCUCUGACACUGCAGGUGGCCGCCCCCUACUCCAAACCUGUGGUGACUUUGCAGUCUGAAUCCGAUUUGCGGCCAGGUGAUGAAGUGGCCCUGACUUGCACAGCCUAUGGUGGUUUUCCUGAGGCUGGUGUGAUAUGGCAGGAUGGGGGCGGGCACAACCUCACAGAAAAUAUCACUACUUCAGUGGUCGCCAAUGAGGAGGGGCUGUUCACCAUGACCAGUGUGCUGACAGUCAUUUUGGAGCCCAAUAGCACCUACAGCUGCCGACUGAUCAACCCUCUUCUGGGGGAGGAAGGCUACGCUUUUGUCACAAUCACAGGUCAGAACAUCGCAUUCCCUCCGGUGGCUCUGUGGGUUACUGUUGGCCUGGCUGUGUGUCUGCUGGUGCUGCUCAUUGCCCUGGCUGCUGUCUGUCGCAGGAAGAUCAAGGAGAGCUGUGAGGAGGCCAGGAGAGAAGCUGAAGAGGCCAAGGAGCUGGAAGAAGAGGAGUCAAAGACAGCAAUGACGCCACUGAAAAGUUAAAGCCAAGAGAAUGAAGGAGUCAGGGCCAGACUGCGAGUCAGAGAUGAGCCUGGCGGGUGUAAUCCCAGUCCACCUAUCCAUCAACCUGGAGACUAUUUCCAGCGUCCCCUACAGAAUGUCAAAGUCUCGCUGAGCGGAAGAUGAGUCCAUCAUCUUCUUCUAAGACUUUCCCUCGAGUUUCCAUCAAAACACAUAAACACAUCAUGUGCCAUCAUUUUUUUUUAUUGCCCUCCCUUUCUUGUCGACGGAGAGCCGAGUGAACGCAGCUGACAAAGGUUGUGCUCCGUUGUCAUGUGCAAAAGAAGGAAAGCCAUACAGGGGUGGGACAGGAUCCUGUCUCUGUCGCCGACAUCAGUGUGCACGGGGCUAUCACGAGGCGUGUGCCGCAUGCUCCCCUGUCUAAUACGAGCUGAGACACUUAAGGAAAUGGCCGUGCUUCAGUCGCCGUCACCGACUCCCUGCCAGCGAGAGAGCUCGGCUCUCCCUUCUACUCCACUUGCACUCGCUAAUUAGCGUCUGCCAUUGGAGUAGCUCGUACCCGUCGCUGCUCUCUUAUUCUCUUAUUCAGUCACUUGAAGGAAUUGGAAUUGAACGCCAGCUAAGCUCCAACAAACCGCAAACGGUGAAUGGGAUUCACCCGGAUUUUCUCGCUGACCUGACAACCUUAUAUGUAAGAAAUUGUUUUUAAUGCACGCUGACUAUCUCAGUUAGUUGCUCACACCUGCUGGUGUGGGAUGUUUUAUCUCCUCCGGACACAGGACUGGACAGACUGUUUUAUAGCUUCUUCUUUUUUCUUUUUUUUUUGGUACUUUAGCAAGUCCCCACGCCAUAUGUCCGUGUUUGAAUGCCAAAGCCAUUUGUGCCUAUUCACAUUAAAGAGACAUGUUUGAA